GCCUGCGUAGCGUAGCGUCUCUGAAUUGAGUUGACUGACACUGACGUACGUACGUACAUUCAUAAAUUCGUUCCUGUUCAUGUUCAUGUGCGGUGGUUCAGUUCAGGUGUAAAUCAGUGCUGUAAAGAUUCAUUCGAUUCCCCAAUCCAAUCAAAUCCAAUAAAGCAACAGUUGGCACUCACUCACUCACUCACUCACUAUUCUAUUCUAUUCAAUCCCCUCCCCUCCCCUCAGAUAAACAAUUUCAUGCCUGCCUUUGUGAGUGAGUGAUGAUGGCAUUGCUGCUUGCUUGCUAGAUUGGAUUCUUCCUGCCCUGCCCGGGUGCAGGUAGUAAGCAUCACCAGUUCACAACAAAAACGCUGUCUGUAUGUAUGUGUACGGCUGGCUGGCUGGCUGACUGAACCCCCAAGGACUGGACAGGACCGGACCAUUCAAUUAUUGUUGUUAUUUAGCGCAGCACAGCACGGGUCUUUGUUUUUUACUUUUCCAUACAUUCUUCCUCUUCCUCUUCCUCUUCCUCUUCUUCCUCUGCAACCGCAACACACAUUCCACUCACUCACUCUCUCAUUAUCAAUACUGCCCCCAAAAACACAAGACUCUGGUCGUGCAUUGACAGAGACACAGAGAUAAGCAAGCCCGCCUCGACUCCAUUCCAUUCCGGGCUCGCUCUUCUUCUUUUCCCCUGUGGUUUGUUGUUGGAAGAAGAAGAAGAUUGGAGGUGAUAGAGAUGGGGAUGGCGACGCUGCUGCUGCUGCUGCUCGUUGGUACUUUGAGCUUCGUCAGUGCGUACACGGAUCCAACUGAUGCUGCCACUCUCAAUCUAUUGUAUACAAGUUUGAAUUCUCCCCUACGACAACUUACCAAUUGGAAGCCGAGUGGCGGUGAUCCUUGCACAGAAGCCUGGAGGGGAGUUGCCUGCUCCGGCUCCAGAGUCACCCAAAUCGAUUUAUCAGGACUUGGGCUUACUGGUAACAUGGGAUUCCAGCUAGAUAAAUUGACUGCUGUUACUGCAUUUGACAUAAGCAACAACAAUCUUAUAAACCAGAUUCCUUAUCAACUUCCUCCUAAUGCUCAGAUACUAAACCUUGCUGGUAAUGGCUUCAGUGCUGAUCUACCCUUUUCCUUGUCGUCCAUGACUUCUCUAAAAUAUCUUAAUGUGAGUCACAAUCAAAUCCAGGACCAAGUGAAUGUUCAGUUCAACUCACUCACCGCUCUCUCCACAUUGGAUCUGUCUUAUAAUGCCAUGGCGGGUGAUAUACCUCAGAGCUUCCAGUCUAUGACAAGUUUACAUGAUUUGUAUUUGCAAAAUAAUCAGUUUACUGGAACCCUUGAUGUCCUUGCUGAUCUUCCACUAAAGAAUUUGAAUGUUGAAAACAACCGUUUUACCGGAUCAAUACCUGAGCUCUUGAAAGGCAUAAACCUGCAUGCAAAAGGUAAUUCAUUCAACACUGGGCUUGCACCUCCUCAUCAACCAGGAACUCCACCAGUCAGGGUGCCUAACAGCAGUCGCAGAUCCACAGGCAAUCAAGAUAGUGAAAAUGGAGGAAGUAAAUCUGGUCUAGGCGCAGGUGCUAUUGCUGGAAUAAUUAUCUCUCUUUUGGUUGUUGGAGCUGUAGCAGUAUUCUUCAUCAUUAAGUGGCAAUUCAGAAAGUCGUCCACAGACACUGAGAAGCUCUACAACCAUCCUUUUGUAAAUCGAGCUUCCAAAGAAAGACAAGAGAUUGAUCCUGUACAAACACCAUCCAGAACUGGAGCAAAUGCCCAUGAAAAUCCUGUUGUUAUAAAUCUGAAGCCUCCUUCCCUGGCUCAGAGUAGACCAUUUGAUGACGAAGAUGGUGCAUUUGCAAUGCCUGUUGUUUCAUCCAACAAAGUCAAUAAAGCGCCAAUUGAUGUAAUGCAUUUUUCAGUAGCAGACUUACAGAUAGCUACGGAUAAUUUCAAUGCUGAAAAUCUGAUUGGCGAAGGAUCUAUUGGCCGUGUUUACAGAGCCCGGCUGAAUGAUGGAAAGAUUCUUGCCGUGAAGAAAGUUAAUUCAUCUGUUGUGGCCAAUUCUGAAGAUUUCUUGGAGAUUGUGUCAGAGAUUUCGAGGUUGAAACAUCCAAAUGUAACUGAGCUCGUUGGAUAUUAUUGUGGGCAUGGACAACACCUGCUCCUCUAUGAGUUCCAUGAGAAUGGAUCUCUUUAUGAACAUCUGCAUCUUCGUGAUGAAUUUAGCAAGACUAUAAUAUGGAGCAAACGUGUUAAGAUUGCAUUAGGAACUGCAAGAGCGCUAGAGUACCUACAUGAAGUGUGUGCACCUGCAGUGGUGCAUAACAAUAUAACAACAGCAAACAUUUUGCUUGAUAUGGAUCUGAAUCCCCAUCUUACAGAUUGUGGGUUGGCAAGAUUUGUCCUUGAAUCUGAUCAGGCACGGGGCUACAGUGCACCUAAAGUCAGCAUGUCUGGCCGACGUACAGUUAAGAGUGAUGUAUACAGCUUUGGAGUUGUGUUGCUAGAACUUCUUACAGGACGCAAACAAUUCGAUGGGUCAAGGCCAAGGUCUGAGCAAUCUUUAGUUCAAUGGGCAACACCCCAACUCCAUGACAUUGAUGCUCUCUCAAAGAUGGCCGAUCCUGAUCUGAGUGGGCUCUAUCCAAUCAAAUCUCUAUCGAGUUUUGCAGAAGCAAUAGCCUUGUGUGUCCAGCGGGAGCCGGAGUUUAGGCCUCCAAUGUCAGAAGUGGUCCAAGCCUUGGGCGGGUUGGUGCAAGGAGCAAAGAUGAGCAAGAGAACGCACGGGAGGCAGAGUGAGAGUGAGAGUGAGCAGGGUGGUGCAUCCCGAGCUGCUGCUAUAGUAGGGGUAGUAGAUGGAGGAGUGUGCUAAACUUGCUUGCUAGAUUGUGUGCUCAUCAAGAGCCUUCUUGCCUUUAGAUAGAUGAUAGAUUAUCGAUCCAGAGACACUGUCUGCCUGCCAUCAACAAGAAUACUGAAAUUUUGAAAUUGUGAUACUCCCUCCAGGCAGGGCAGUGGCCAUCAGAUAUAUAGAUGGAUAUAUAAAUCAUGAUGUUGGAAGGCUUUCACAA
This is a messenger RNA of Andrographis paniculata, 3059 nucleotides long. Its product is annotated as protein STRUBBELIG-RECEPTOR FAMILY 7-like. The transcript is spliced from 16 exons. Gene Ontology annotation, molecular function: protein binding; ATP binding; protein kinase activity. Bases 728 to 2860 code for a protein of 710 amino acids. Gene Ontology annotation, biological process: protein phosphorylation. NCBI's taxonomy places the organism in Eukaryota, Viridiplantae, Streptophyta, Magnoliopsida, Lamiales, Acanthaceae. The record is from RefSeq and is a predicted model, not a curated record.